GUAUUGAGUUCAUCGAUAUCUUGGAAACAAGAGAAUGCAGUUGCGUCCUACCAUGUAUCGGUUCUACCUUAAAUUCUUCAUUGUGUUCAAUAUAAUAAUUUUAAUCUCUUGUAAUAACGAAAAUGAUUUCAUUCGGGAUUACUUCGAACAUAGAAAAAUCGCUAACGUAGUCGGAUUUUCUUGUUACAACGUGACGAAUAAUAUCAAAUUGUUGAGAUCGUUCAACGAUAUACACACUUUCGUUGCAAUAUUAAAAAACGAAUACUUGAUAAAAUCUGAUGAGAUUUUGACGAAAUUUUUGUACACCAAUAAUCAUUAUUUAGGUAUCUUUUUGGAUCUGAGAUGUGAAAAUCAAAAUGUUAGCAAGCUUAUCUCGAAAGCAUCAAAAUAUCAUAUGUAUGACGAAGCACACAAGUGGUUGAUUAUAGGUCAUAAUUUAAAAGAGAGCUUGAAGAUCAUCGACGAUAGUAAUUUCAAUAUCGCUACUGAUGUAAUUAUAGCUGAACCAUCGACUCAUGGUUACGUUUUAUACGAUGUUUAUAAUUUAUCUAAAGAUCAUGGUGGAUCUUUGAAAACGAUAUUAUUUGGUACUUGGCACAAAGAAACUGGUUUGUAUGUUACACUGAUCAAACACAAAUUCAAUAGAAGAGCGAAUCUCCAAGGAAUGAAACUCAAUGUUGGCGUGCACUUCGAUCACAAAUUAUCGAAUAUGUCGAUCGAUAAAUAUUUAUUGGAUUACAACAACAAAUCGAAAGAUAGUCAUUCGAAAUUUAUGUACGCGAUUUUGAUUAACAUCGCUGAGCUUUACAACUUCACAAUUAAUAUUACGAAAAUAGAUACUUGGGAAAAACAUGGCAGUAAUCGUGGUCCAAUGUUCGUAGCAUUCGAAGAAGGUAUAAUCGAUAUUUAUAUAAAUCCAAGCAUGAUGAUCACUGAGAAAUUAAAUUAUGGUGACAUCAUCGCUCCAGUUUGGCCGAUACGGACAUGUUUCUUAUUUCGCAUGAUUUCAUCGACAAAUUUACAACUUACGCAAUUCAUACGACCAUUAUCUAUAAAUGUAUGGUACGCUAUGCUACUUAUAACAGCUCUUACAGCUUUUAUUUUAUUGAGCGUCUUAAGAAAAGAAGGUUUUCAUGAUUUCAUCGGACUCUGUGGAAUCUCGAUACUUUCUUCCGUCGGAGCUAUAUCGCAACAAGCUUCAGCUGUAGUACCUUACGGAAUUGCAGGUCGUAUAGCGUUUUUACACAUAAUGUUCUUCAGUUUGUUAAUCUUCAAUUAUUACUCAGCUAGUAUGGUAUCGAAUCGUUUAAGAAAUAUGGGAAAUAAAAUGAAUGAUUCAUUAAUUAGCUUAGCAGAUAGCAAUUUUAAGAUCGCAAUAGAACCUACUGAAUAUAUUAAUUCAUUAUUACAGGAACCACAUAUAGAUGUAAAAUAUUUUUAUCAAAAUCGUUGGCUGAAGCUUCCUCAAUCAAUGAGAUACUUGCCAAUAGAGGAAGGAUUAAAUCAUGUUGCUCAGGGUGGUUUUGCUUAUCACACGUUAACAGAAUCAGCUUAUCCAUAUAUCGAAAAAACUUUUGAAACUUCUAUGAUGUGCGAAUUGAUGGAAGUUCAUCUCUUUCGAACGACUUUAGGGCUUUGGACUAGGAAAAAUGGUCCCUUUACCGAAAUGCUAAGAAUUGGAUUUACGAAAAUGAACAAUAUUGGUUUACGAGAUCGUGAAUUGAAACGUUGGUCUGCUAGAAAGCCUCGUUGUCCGGCAAAUAUGCUUAUAGCCGAAGCUAUAUCGAUUCAAGAAGCCGCCCCUGUUUUGUUGUUCCUCGUCGUUGGCAUGGUUUUAUCGUUGAGUGUAUGUGCCAUCGAAAAUAUCAUUUUUUGGCUUUACUCCAAAAGAUCGUUGAUAAUAGAUAUCAAUAGAAGACACAUGGGUUGAUACGAGUAAUAGAAAUGUUCCUUAAUUAUUAAGAAUUAUAGAUCGACGUAACUGGGGAAGUAUUAAAUAUUUAGAAAUAUUAGAAUUAUUAAUAAUCUUCUAGUUCUAUGAAUGAAUAAAUAAAUAAACGUUUCUUUUUUUUGGAAAAUCUAUAAAGAGUUUAUGAUCUACAUAUAAAUAUAUCCCCACAAUGGAAAAGGCAAUUUUAAUCUUUUGAGAAAGCUAAAUCAUGCAGGAGUAUUCGCGAUUAUAAAAGAUCCUUUUUCGAAUCCAGAUGUACGUUUGAUAUUGAAUAGCGAUCAUUGGGC
This is a messenger RNA of Vespula pensylvanica (western yellowjacket), 2238 nucleotides long. RefSeq lists its product as uncharacterized. The record is from RefSeq and is a predicted model, not a curated record. The transcript is spliced from 11 exons. Lineage: Eukaryota; Metazoa; Arthropoda; Insecta; Hymenoptera; Vespidae. The coding region runs from base 35 to 1930 and encodes 631 amino acids.